This is a messenger RNA of Rangifer tarandus platyrhynchus (Svalbard reindeer), 993 nucleotides long. The record is from the annotation of a GenBank genome assembly. Lineage: Eukaryota; Metazoa; Chordata; Mammalia; Artiodactyla; Cervidae.
AUGCCAGGCCCGGCUGUGGACGCGGAGAAGGUCCCCUUCCGCAGCGCCAAGGAGGAGAUCCGUGCUGGGGUCGGGGUCGAGGGCUCGGAGGGCGGCGGCGGCGGCGGCCCGGAGAGGCCGGGCGCGCGCGGGCACCGGCAGGACAUCGUCUGGAGGAACGUCUUCCUGAUGAGCCUGCUCCACUUGGCGGCCGUGUACUCCCUGGUGCUCAUCCCCAAAGCCCAGCCGCUCACUCUGCUCUGGGCCUACUUCUGCUUCCUCCUGACUGCUCUGGGCGUGACAGCUGGUGCCCAUCGUUUGUGGAGCCACAGGUCCUACAAGGCCAAGCUGCCCCUGAGGAUAUUUCUGGCUGCUGCCAACUCCAUGGCUUUCCAGAACGACAUCUUCGAGUGGUCGAGGGACCACCGAGUCCAUCACAAGUACUCGGAGACGGACGCUGACCCGCACAAUGCCCGUCGGGGCUUCUUCUUCUCCCACAUCGGCUGGCUGUUUGUCCGCAAGCAUCGGGACGUCAUUGAGAAGGGGAGGAAGCUUGACGUCACCGACUUGCUGGCUGACCCCGUGGUCCGGUUCCAGAGAAAGUACUACAAGAUCACCGUGGUGCUCAUGUGCUUCGUGGUCCCCACGCUGGUGCCCUGGUACAUCUGGGGGGAGAGCCUGUGGAACUCCUACUUCCUGGCCUCCAUCCUCCGCUACACCAUCUCACUCAACGUCACCUGGCUGGUCAACAGCGUCGCCCACAUGUACGGAAACCGGCCCUAUGACAAGCACAUCAGUCCUCGGCAGAACCCGCUCGUCACCCUGGGCGCCAUCGGUGAAGGUUUCCAUAACUACCAUCACACCUUUCCCUUUGACUACUCUGCGUUUGGCUUAAAUUUCAACCCAACCACCUGGUUCAUUGACUUCAUGUGUUGGCUGGGGCUAGCCACUGACCGCAAACGGGCAACCAAGCAGAUGAUCGAGGCCCGGAAAGCGCGGACUGGAGACGGUAGC